Molecule: messenger RNA, 660 nt
Organism: Aspergillus ochraceoroseus IBT 24754
Lineage: Eukaryota; Fungi; Ascomycota; Eurotiomycetes; Eurotiales; Aspergillaceae
Exons: 2
Source: RefSeq, a predicted model, not a curated record
ACGAUAUUUUCAUCGCCAUUCUCUGCGGCCCGAGACAGUGGUGUUCGGCCACUAAAGUCCUUUUCAUUCACGUUCACCUUUGCGGCCUUAAUCAACAACUUUACAGCAGUGUCAGAUCCGUUUUCGGCAGCCCGAGAGAGGGGUGUUGAGCCCCUUGAGUCCUUUGAAUUCACAUCAACCUGUCCGGUGUCGAGUAAAAGGCUGACGACUGCAUCGUGUCCGUUUUCCGCGGCCCAAGAUAGAGGGGUUGAUCCCGUAGAGUCUUUUGGGAGAAGCUUGACCACCUCUUCAUGUCCCGACUCUGCAGCAUAUGACAGAGGCGUUGCAAGAAUAAAGUCUCGUGAGUUCACAUCGGCUAGAUUUGUGUCGAGUAACAACUUCACGAUAGCCUCGUGUCCGGUCUCAGCAGCGAGGGAUAAGGGGGUUCGACCCUCGCUGGAAUCUUUCAGAUUGAUAUCAAUCUCUCCAGUUUUCAUUAGGAGCUCGACAAUCGUCUCAUGCCCCUCCCGCACAGCCCACGACAAUGCCGUUGAUCCCGAGGAAUCUACAGUAUCAAUCUCAAAGCCCUCAUGGAUACAUAUUCUGGCCGUGGCUUCAUUUCCAUGUCUCGCAGCCCAUAGCAGCGCCGAACCUCCCGACUUCUUCAAGUUGUGGCGGUAA